AAAGGUAUUUUAUUGUGGGGUUUUUUCUCUCUGAUCUAUAUUGUUCCUUUUUCUCAAUAUUUGAAUCCAGGACUUCAAACAGACAGCAUGGGUCUUUAUCUUUGUCUCCCUCUGCUGGUUGUGCUCCUUCAGCCUGCUCUGUGUCUUUAUAACUGCUCCUCUGAUUAUAACAGGACUCCACUCAACUCGGACAUGACCGUCGACUGUGGCGUCUCUACGAUCACCCUGGAGAUCAACCUGUGCACGGCUCAGUGGGCGGGCUUUAACGCAACAGAACUGGCCCUGAACGGGGCCCACAACAAUUUGGACUGCCACGGUGCUGCGGACACUGGUGUGAGCCCUCCAGUCAUCCGUUACCAGCUUCCUGUUAACCACAGUCAGGAUAACCCCUGUCGUCAGUCUCUUCAGAUUGUGGACGAGGCUCCAGAUCCCACAGGACCCUUCAGCAAUUUCCUUAGUGUCCAGUCAGUUAUAAUCACAGGGUACAUUGACACACCCAAAUCAGACCAGGGGAUCAUCAGCUACUCCACAGACCUUUACUAUCACUUCUCCUGCCGCUACCAGCUGGAGUACCUGAUGAACAACACAAAGGUUGCCGCCUCUUCAGUCUCGGUGGCUACCAGUGAAAACAAUGGAACCUUCAUUGACUCACUAAAAAUGUCCAUUUUCAACGACUCCGACUACAUCCACCCAUUGGUUAUACCUUCAACAGGACUUGAUCUACGGACUAUCAUCUAUGUGGAAGUCAGAGCUAUCAACCUCACUGGGAAUUUCCACGUACUGCUGGAUCACUGCUUUAGUACUCCCACUCCAUACAACCUGUCGCAGACUGAGCAGCACAACUUCUUUGCUGGCUGUUCAGUGGACCCAAGGACACAGGUGACGAGCAACGGCGUUUUCAAAUUCUCGCGGUUCAACUUUGAGGCCUUCCGCUUUGUACAGCACCGUGACCAGGCAAAGUCCAGCCUCUAUCUGCACUGCAUACUGAGACUCUGCGAGCCCAGCAAAUGUCAAGACCUGUUGGCUGCCUGUAACACCAGGAAGAAAAGAUCUUUGACCCCUUUCGGAGAAGAAAGCAAGGAAUCAGCCACUGUUUCAGUCGGACCUAUUUACACAGCUCAAGAAGACAUGUCUUACACAGAUGGCUACAGUAAUGGCAUCACAUCCGGAAAGAGUGAUGCAAGUGUGACAGUCUGGCUACUUCUGUCUUGCUGGUUCUGGGCAGCUGGUUCAUCCUGAAGAAGUUUUAUUGGACGGGAGGAUGACCUCAUCUCUUUGACUGACUGAUGGUCCUGGUCAACUGUCUCUGUCUCUACUGUCUUCAGUCACUUCAUAGCUCAGAAAAUCUGAUAAUGGCAUCAUUUUGUCAGUGAUCACCAGACGUGCUUGUAGGGUGAUUAUGAAAACUCAGUAAAUACUGUGGUAUCUGUGAGCCUGCAUACAAAUCUACAAUUUUAGAGGUGUCUUUGUACAGAGAGUUGUACAAUUUCUUUCAGCAAGAUUGAACAAUGAUAUAUAUGUUUUGUACAGAUUCUAAAUAAACUUUAAAUGCAA
Solea senegalensis (Senegalese sole) is the source of this 1554-nucleotide messenger RNA. RefSeq names its product zona pellucida-like domain-containing protein 1. The coding region runs from base 88 to 1239 and encodes 383 amino acids. The transcript is spliced from 10 exons. The record is from RefSeq and is a predicted model, not a curated record. NCBI's taxonomy places the organism in Eukaryota, Metazoa, Chordata, Actinopteri, Pleuronectiformes, Soleidae. Gene Ontology annotation, cellular component: cell surface.